AUGGCAGAGGGUGAUGUAGAAUGUUUCUCUGAGUAUAUGGAAGUCUGGAUCCACAGAAUGAGAAUUGAGGGGUUGAGGCUUUGGCUUUCUGGACUAUUGAGGAUUCAAGUGGGUCUGAUGUCACUGGAGAAUCUAAACCAUCAGCUGUCUUCAUGUGGCUUUGGGCUCCACAGAGAUCUGGACAAGAACUAUAUCUUUAGAGUCAUGUACAGUGGAUGUUUCGUGCAGUUAGAGCAAGGUAAUUAUGUGAUUGUGCUGAACUUGCUGAAGAGAGUAAGUCGUUUUGGAGGCAGGACUCAAAAGUUUAUGAUGAAGUGUCCAGCUGUGCCAGCACCUCCUAAUAGAGAGUACAUUCAGUGUGACUCAGACUUCAUUCAGGUUACAAGGGAGAUCCCUGUGAAUAACUGGAAUAUUGAGCUCGAUUGGUCUCUGGCUUUGAGAGGGAGUCUGGUGGUGGCUUUGGAUGAUUCUAGUCUUAUUCAAGUAAAUGUUGAACUGAACAAACCAAAUAUAACAGUUCAAGGGAGGAGGGACACAGUGUUAAGUCCUGUGCAGGUAUUUGAAUCUGAGGGACAAUUCUUACCUCUCAAACUGGUCAGUGGCCAUUAUGCCUACAGCAUGGAGGCAACCUGCCCAAACGUGAACCAGUCUUCAUCUCCAGACACAGUGCUGCAUAUCUAUAAACGGCGCAUGGGUUUGACUAAAAGAGGAGGAUAUCAAAAUGAGACCCUCUCUGUCAGUAGUUUGUUUGUAAAACAGACUGACAAUUUCACCUGGUCAGAGACAAGUGACUUUGUGCAGCUUAUCAUUCCCACAUCCCUCAUUCAACAAACGAAGGAAUGCGUUGGUCAAGAGGGUGACAAACUUCAGCAAAAUGUCUACAAGAUAGAUGCUGUUCUCACCUUUAAAGAGACAAAUCACAAAAUGCACUGGACCUUGGAAAACACAUCACCAUGUUCAGAGAUGUUAAGUGAUUUGCUGGUCACAAAAUCACCCCUGCAAUUGAUACUCAGUAACCCACAAGGAGUUACUUACUUUCAUGAUGGCCAACACAUCCAAAUGCGGGGAUUACAAACAGGCCACACUGAAAAGUUGACUCCUUCUAUAAAACCACAGACUACAUCUACAACAUCACAGACUACAGAUGAGGAAGUUAACAUAACCUCAGUAACUACCAAAAUCCUCUCAAAAACUGAGGCUCCCCGUACAUUACAUAUAAUUUCAUGA
Molecule: messenger RNA, 1227 nt
Organism: Xyrauchen texanus (razorback sucker)
Lineage: Eukaryota; Metazoa; Chordata; Actinopteri; Cypriniformes; Catostomidae
Gene: ciroz
Product: chromosome 25 C1orf127 homolog
Exons: 10
Coding region: 1-1227 (408 amino acids)
Source: RefSeq, a predicted model, not a curated record